GUCUACGAAGCUGUUUGCUGCAACUUUUCAGAUUCUCGUACAAACGAAGUAAGUGAUUAAAACUUACUGCUAACUUUUUAGUUCCUUGAAGUCAAUCAGCAGAAACUACUCACGUUGACUGAUUUGCGGUCAUAGAUGUUGGCUUUCCUAGCAGAAUAACCUUGACCGGUUUGCUCAAAAUAGCCACUCUUUGUUCAAGCAAACAAAGUUGAUUCAGGUUGUGAGUCGAGGUCAUCCUUUACCUACGGAUGCCUUGUUUAUAGAGCCAUACAUGCGCGCGUAGACACAUCACAUGUACGUUUAUAAACAUUAUAUUGCGAUGACGAUGUUUAUUCUUUUCCUUUAGGCGCGACUUUUUUCGACUGCCUUAUUUGAUGCUCCCUAUUAAAUAUUUUGGGGUGUCUGUAAAACCCGGAACACUUUUACGAAGUUAUGAAUUUCACGUGCCCUGCAUUAUUAUUAAAUUGUGCUAUAAAAUGAGCCACUCUCUCUUGAUUGAAGUCUUCGAAACUUGCUGCAACUACGCUUUAACUUCAGAUUCUCAAACUAAACUAAGUGAUUACCACUUAUUGCUAACUUUUUAGGUCCUUGAAGUCAAUUAGCAGAAACUACUUUCGCGGACUGAUUUGCGGUCACUGAUAUUGGCUUUCGGCAGUGCAGAGCCGUCAUUCAUCAUUGACCAUGUUGACUAGUCAUUCUUUGUUCAAGCAAACAAAGCUGAUUCAGGUUGUAAGUUGCAGGCAUCCAUUAAAUUUCUUAAAAGUCUACUGACUCUUUUUAGCCUUUUCGCAGAACGUGAAAUGUCUUUGACAUAAUUUCAUUUUACAACUCCCUGAACUUAACGACUUUCCCGUUCCCUGCAUCAUUAUUGAAUAGAGAGGAGAAGUAACGUCACGUUUCCAUGCAUGGUAGCAACAUUUCUGGAUCACAAAAGUGGGGAACUUAAGCAACAACGACGGCGACGGCAACUAGAACGACUAAAAAGCAAUCGGUCUAUUUUAGCAAAGCAACAAUCGCGCUUUUUUUUUGUACAUUUCUUAGCCGUCGUUUGCAACUUGAAACUUCCUAAUUUCACGCAAACACUUUAGUGGAGUUGGUGAACACAACACAAGAAUUUUCUUUUUCUUAAACUAAACUCGGAUACGGUCCUUUCGGAUUCAACACCAAACAAUUUCGCCAAGAUUUUACAAAUUAAAUGAAACUGAAUAAGAUCGAUCGAUGAAGUUCGAAUCAGUGCGAAUUCACUUUUUAAGUGACGCUUUCGCAUUGUUGUCAUCUGGAAAUUAUGCUAUCAUGGCAACGUGACGUAACGCCUUCUCCUCUCUAUUGUGCUAUAAAAUGGGCCACUCAACUCCUAAUUGCUUUUAGCUUACGGAGCUGCUUGCUGCAACUAUACUUAUCAGAUUCUCACCAACUGAGAAGCUGCAAUACGUAAGUACUCAGAAAGAAAACCUCAGGUUGUCAAACAACAGCUUUGGCAGUUAAGAGAUGUUUGCAGAUCUUUAAAUAAUCUAAUUUUGUAGACCAAAGAAACAGUCCACGAACAAAUGUUUUACUCUCUAUUAUUGUGCGUGGAUUUUCAAAUCUGUUUAUACAGAUUUUGUUCAAGUCUUUUCACCAUAUGUUUUGUUCCACUCUAAAUCUUUGUCAUAUUGUACAUUGAGGCCAUUCUGUUUGAUUUAUUCAAUUUUCAUGCAGGGCUGCGAACUACGAUCAAAUUUUAACAGUUCUUCCGCUUAGCAUUGCCCCGGGGGGUUACUCCUAGGAAUUCUGUCAUUUUCCGCACCCGUUUUCAGACCAGUCCUCUAAAAUCCAUACCUGUUUUCAGACCUGGCCUUUAGGCAGAAAUUAUGUUAUCAUUACUUAGAUUAGAGCGCAAACAAACAAAUUCAUCAAAUCAAAUCGAAUUCGCAUAUUUCUCUCUCUUUCUUACUCAUUUGGAAUUGCAACGGAUAAAUUAUUCGAUCAUACACUCCUGUAUUUCCCCCGAAAACCAUACCCGAUUCCAGACCAAAAUGGCCAAAGUGUAUACUCGUUUUCAGACCAAAACGGCGCAAAAACCCUACCCGAUGGGGCGGCACAUACCUAUAUAGCUUAUAUAAGGGAGUACCCCACCCCUGGGGUAUUGCUUUGUAGCCCUCGUAGGUCUUCGACGAGAAUGUUUUUACUAUAAACAAUGCGUUUUGUCGUCAGUUAUCACGACGAUAUCGGAAAAUAAUUUCUUUGUUUCACGUAUCACGACUGCCGUGUCGUUCACAGUUCACGGGAUUUUAAAUUUUCUUUAAAAUCACAAGUCCUGGCAUGGCAAAUAAAAACUUGACACUUUACGGGAAACCCCUUAAUCAAAAACAAAACUAUAUUCCGCAUUCCAAGAAACUAAUCCUUACGUCAUAUGUCAUGCCACCAAUCAGUUGUGAAUUUAACUGAUCUUGAGUUAUCUCGCUUUUUAUCAGUCCUCGUUGGGAAUUUCUCAGACGGACUUCUGACUUAAAAAACUUCUAGACAACAUGUCUACCCAGGUUGAAGUUGGUGGAUGGAGCGACCUGAAAGUGGCCGAUGGAAAGGUUCAAAAGAUUUGCGACCAGGUAUUAGUUUAAGCUGUAGCAUAAUGUGGUACCCUCCUCACGUAAACUUUUUUUUUUUUGUAACAUCUAUAAUCUAUUAUUGCCCUUCUCGACUUAACUUCGAAAUGCCUUGUUUCCCCGAUAACAUUAUUCUGUUUUGGCUUAACACCCAAACCAGAAAAAAAAUCGAAAUCAAACACUUUUAUCAAUAUGAAUGUCAGAAGCUGUCUUUUUCAUUGCUAUUGUUUAUCCUCCCACUUUACAAUUCGUUACUAUUUCAUUUAUCCUCAAAAAUGCAACAUCUUCCUGUAUUUUUUACAUUUACUUGGCUAAACCUCCAAGUAAAGCACAUGUAAGUAACAGCAGCUCAAACACUAUGAUCGUCAAGAUAUUCUUUUGUACUGUAGGAUGGUCAAUAAAAUUGGCUAAAAAUAUAAUAAUAAUAAUAAUAAUAAUAACAACAAUAAUAAUUUAUUCACUUAAUAUAGCGCUUUUUAACAUUAAAAUGAUCAAAAGCACUUUACAUGAAUUUAAAAAUAUAUAUAAAAAUACAAUAACUAUAAUGAAUUAUAUGAAAUAUCUGUAAAGCCUAAUAUAUAGUUUUAGCUAGGGCUAAAAGCGAAGCUCCAAUUAAUAAAUCUAUAAUUUAAGUCAAACAAUAAACUUGUAAUCCACAAAUCAGUUAACUUAAGGGCACAUUCAUGUGAGUUUUGAGGGAAAGGCUAAGGUAUUUUAGAGUGAAACAUCUUACAUCGAGUUGAUAGCCUUAUAUGUACACCCCAAAAAUAGCAAACAUCUUCGAUGUCACAAGAGCCAUAAUGGCUCUUGAUCACAGUAGAUUUGGCCUGGAAAACAAAUUCUUGGAAAACAAAUCAGGCCGAAUUUUUUUGCAAAUUUUUUUACUUUACAAAUUCUUGCAAACCUCACAACUGAGCUGAAACAGUACUAUUUAUCACACAGACCUCGGACAGAAUGCGGUAUUUCAUAAUUUUUCGAGACAAAUUGUACUCAGUCAAUAUUCAGGACGAUCAAUCGUGGGCUUUUAGCGAAACCGUUCAAAAAACUUCCAAAAUCACCCAUACGGCCAGCCGGUUCUCAUUUCUAGUGCGAGCUGUCAGUGUGGUCGAGUGUUUGAAUGAACUUUAAUAGAGUUACGCUUCAACAUAAUAAAGAAUUUAUUAUUUAACAAUUAAUGAAUGAGGCUGAGUAUCUUAUGAAGAAUUAUCGAGGAGGGUGUUAUACGGCCUCGAUGGAUAACACCCUCCGAGAUAUCCAUAAUUUUUCAUAUGAUACGGAAGCCGAAUUCAAUAAUUGUUUUAUUAUUCAUUCAAAAUAAUUCCUAGUUUAAAAUUAUGUCUAAAACAUGCUUACCUCCAUCGAUCCAUCGAUGUUACGUUCAUCUUCGAUAGUGCACGUUUAGGGUUGUUCAGCUUCGCAAAUAUUCUCCAAAUUGCUGGUUUUCAGUGUCACGCGAUUCAAAAUAGAUCAAAAUAAAAAUCAAAACCGUUCAAUAGGUAAAGUCCAGAAUCUGGGAAAUGAAAGGAGGUACAUAUACAAAGACCCUCGCCAAGAUUCAGGUCAGCGGUAUAUUUCGUAUACGAGAUAUCCGAACAAAUGUUUUACCCAAAUUUAUAGAGAUUUGUAUGGAGACGCCAUGCUGGUGCUCACCAAGAGCCUAUCAAUUUGAUGGGCUCCUGUGCUCACCUAUUUUUUGUAUCUUCAAAGCAAAAUAACGGUCCUAGGAUCAUCUCGGAAUAAAAUGAAGUUAUUCUUUUGAGAAGUUUUAACAUUUGGUACUUCUACUAUUUAUAAAGUAAUCCAUUUCUAAUACUAUUUUACGCAUAGAAAUGUCAAUAGUCAAUUUAAAAAUAAUCUUUGUGAAAAAGCAAAAGCAGACACGCGGACUCGCAACUCAAGACACAAAAAUGGCCGUUUUCACACUAGAGACGGAUUAUUCGUGGGAGGUGGGUUAUUCGUUUGAAAAUUCGCGUCAGAUAGGUAAUACUUCUUAAUUUGAAAUGGAAAGGGUUUUAAUUUUGAAUGAACAAUCCACCUGACUUUAUCCGUCAAUUUUGACGGACAGUUUGAAGCUGGAUUAUCCGUUUCUGAUAGCCUGUGUACAGCCGCCCCCUCCCCUCAGAAAAAUCGGGAAAGGGGUGUCUGUGGGGGAGGGGGCGACUGUGCACAAGCCAGUCUCACAAGGAUAAUCCAUUUCUAGCUCUAGUUUGAAAACGGCCAAUAACAAAAUUCCCUUGUCCCGUUUUUUUAAUGAUAGUGAAGGACUGUACAGAAAGACUGUCAGCCGUUGCCUUGUCCAUAGGCCUCGUUAUUCCGCGCGGCUAAUGCGUUUCGGGUCACGUGGUCCCAGCGAGUUUUUUUUCUCAGAUACGCCACCGACAUGCCUUCACCGAGAUUGCGUGGGAAGACGCCGAACAGGGACUAGGCAUGGCAAUGUCUACCUUAGCGUCAGAGAAAAACAGGGAAUUGUUGUUUAUCGGCAACGUGUUUUACAAACAGUGACAUCUCUGGGUGUUGUUUCACUAGUAUUUCGAGGGCACGACCUCCUGAAAAUCGCAAAUUUUAAUCCCCAGCAAGAAGCCAGAUUUUCGCUAUGCAAAAAAUUAGUUCCUCGAAAGAGCAGCGGAAAUGGAGUCUAGGUCUAGGUCACAACUUGAGGCGCUUAGCCUAACGUGCGCGCGGAGUCAAAGUAGCCGGAAAAUAAACAACGCAUAAAUGAGUUUAGCACCUUCCUUAAAAUUAACAAAUCUAGGGAACAAUUUCUUUUACGGUUAACUUUUUUACCCUAUUUACGGCUAACGGUUAAAAUUUUUCAAUUUCUACGGCUAUCGAAUAAAUUUUUGGCCGCUUUACGCCUAUCGGUUAACCCCAUUAAAAUUCUCAAUUAAAUACACACACAAAAAUAGUGAAUCUGCCAUAAAACGUCGAUUCCUCAAUUCACGGGAGUUUAAAUUCACUUGCUUUCGAACUCUUCGCCUUGCAACAAUGUGGCUUCCUACACGAAACAGGAUUUCCUUGCUAUAAGUUUUUUAUGUCCCUUUUUUAUCGACUGUCGAGUAAUCUUUUUGAAUCGUUUUUGGCGAAACGUGAUCAACAUAGCGCGUCAUUUCAACAUCGCCGAAAAUAAACCGCAUGAUCAUCACAAGACUCAUUUGCAUACACUGAAAGUUUACAUAACUUCUCCAUCGAAAUUUUUUUCUCCUUUAUUUCAACCACUGAAGUAUUCACUUGUUCCAAAAUAAUCGACACUUUCAAGCGAUAGAAUUCGUAGACCGACCCGUUCCGGAAAAGCUCUGCAUCAUUCGCAUUAAUCUUCACUGCAUGGCUUUUGUCACGCAGAGAUACUUAUCCCCAGUUUCCACGGUCUAUGCUACGAACGCCUCGGACUAUGACCCCCCUUAGAGGGCCCAAACACGAAAGAAAAAAAAGAAGAAACGCUUGCAUUUUCUGAGUCUCCCCGCUAAAGCAAGCGAGACUAAAAAGGCAAAAAUGUGAGUAGAAGGCUUUCUAAUAUAGCCGGAAUAUUCAAUUAUUGUAAAUCGGUAGAUGAUACUAUCAGAGAAGAGGUGAAGGGACGUAUAGUUAGGGUGCAUAUGACUCGGACUUAACGGUAUUUAGUUUUUCGCACCUCUUUACUAACAGGGUGAAAAAUAACUUCAACUUGUCUCUCGGACAGGUGAAGUCCAAAGCAGAGGAAAUGGCACACCAAGACUUUCCAAUAUUUGAAUCCAUGUCAUAUAGAAGUCAACUUGUGCAAGGAACAAAUUACCUCAUUAAGGUUAGUCAAGAACGUUCCCAGUAACAAUGUACGCCGGCUGUGCAGUCGGUCCCACUUCACGAAGGAGGCGGGUUAGAGGAAAGGGGGAGCCAAUUAUUAUUUAAUUGCAUAAUGACUCCUGUUAUGAAGUUAAUUCAAGCGUAAUCUGUUUCCAUAAUCACUGAUAUUUUCAUAACACGGCUUUCCAGUCAAUUGGUCUUGCUCAUGAAUGUGAAGUGCAUAAAACUCAUAAGUAAUAUUGAAUCAAAAUUCGACAAUCAAAGAAAAGAAAUAUGGUUUAUAUUGUUUAUUUGCGUCUUCUGGGCCUCGCAAGUAAGUUGAAUUUUUCCAACAAUCUGUUUCAUACUUGACUCACACAUUCACAUAAAUAUAUGUUGUGGUUCAGUUUUAUCCUUGGUUUAAAUUUUAUUUCCUUUUGUUUUAAACUCAUUAUCAUACGUUACCAUACCCAAAAACAAAGGAAAAUAAAACUUGAACCAAGGAUAAAAUUGAACCACAACAUACUGUAUACAAGAUAUGGUCUAAUAGCGCUGACCCGCGGAGUAUAACUAAGAUAGUACACGCGCUCUGAUUGGCUGAGAGGAGUGUUUGCAUGAGAGUAUGUCAACAUGGUUGUGGCGUCAAGAUGUUUUGCUUUUUGCGCGCCCCGGGGGUACUUGGGUUAAUGUUUGCUGGGUAUGUGCCGCUGGCCUCUCAGAGCUCCCACCCCAUUUUAGUCUAUUUUUUGGCCAAUUAUAGACCCCAUCUUAGUCACUUUUUUAUUGUUCAAUUUAAUAAACAACUUUCUGAUCUUUUUAACUGAGAAUCUUCCCAUUUUGUUUCCCUACUUACCCCCAAAAUUCGAGAAUUUGCGACCUCAUUCUAGUAACUCUAUUGAAAAUGCGACCCCAUUAUAGUCACUCCAGUCGUGAAAAUGCGACCCCAUCCAGCGGCACAUCCCCAUUAGGCUCUUGUAAGGGAGUACCCCCCCCCCCGGGUUGCGCGCUAAUCACGCAAGCAUGAAUUUGAAAGAGUUUUUAAGUUCAAAACUCGACAAGUGUACUUUAUUUACCCAUUCCUUCAUCGGCUGAAACUUGGAAAAUCUUUGCAAAGAAAGUGUGUCAAUCUUUUUUCGCUUAAGCUGACAUUUUAAGCGAGAAAAGUCCGUAUUUUGGAAAGCAUCUUUUUGCAAAACAAGAACUGAUUACGCGUGCAAGACUUCGUGGACAAGACUUUGCCUUUUUCCUGUGUUUGCAUAGCCUGAUAUGCCGAGGCGUUGGGAGAAUUCUCGACAGUUAUACAAACCCUCGACUUCGUCUCGGGUUUGCAUAACUGUCUCGAAUUCUCCCAACCCCUCUCGUGUUUAUAUCAAAUAACAUAGCGCGCGUGCUUACCUUUAUAUAAGUCCUAUUGCGCCGCUAUGAACAAAUUCUUUAUUUACGCACGCCCGUGCGUAAAUAAAGAUCUUUUUCAUGAUGACGUGUUCAGCUGUGUUUUGUCGUCUCUUUUCCUAAGUAACCAAAAAUCGACGGCAAUGAUGAAAAACUUCCUAGAUUUGUUUUGAAAUUUAGCUUCGUUCUAGCCACUUAAACCAACAGCAAAAGCGGUGAAGAUGUUUCGCAAAUAAUAGGGCCUGAAUGAUUCGUUGAAAAGUCUGCCUUAAAGGCUGACAUUUAAGUGGGAAAAGACCAGAAACUGGUCUGUGUCGGAAAAUAUCCAAUUUGUAUAAAGUGUCCUCCGUUUCUAACGUUUGUUUAUCCUUUACAAAACAAUUUAAUUAUAAAGUAGGCUUAGUAACGAAAACUUUUGCACUUUUGUUAUCGCCAAACAAUCCACUGAAGCAGGAAAAUUUCUACUGCAAGAAGCCGUAAUGACCAGCUAAUGUUCGUAAAUGAAUGUAAGUUUAAAGAAGGAUGACAUUCGUCUUCCCUAAAAAACAUGUUUUUUGGAUUUCGCCGAGCAAAACGUAAACAUCUUUUCAGCAUAUCCAAACCAUACUCCACGAGUUCUUCCGAACAUGUGAGUAUUUUAACUUCAGUUAAACUUUAAGACUCUUUUUACUGUUUCUGCUUAGUUUCCGUUGAUCGUUAACGAAUAAAGAAGCAAAUUUUCUUUCUCAGUUUUACAGAAAGGAUUUUCAUUCAAACUAGACGAUUGUGGCGUGUUUGUAAUCAGCCAAUAGAAGCGUUUGUUAUUGUGUCGCGCGUUACGAGAAUUUUGCAGUUAAUUAAAAAGAAAGCAUUUUUGUCAGCUACUUGUGUUAUAAAAGAAUUUGCUCAUGCUUUUAGCUGUGCGUAUAUCGAGUUAUGGAUGCACUUGGGAAGCUUGAAGAGCACUCAAGAAGCUAGAGUUGCACUCGGCUAUCGCUUCGUGCAACUCUUAAGCGUCUUUCGUGCUCUCCAAACUUCCCGCGUGCAUCCAUAACUCGAUAUACGCACGCUAAGCAGGAACAAAUAUUUACAUUUAUUCAAAUGCGCCACUUGCACGUCUCCCAUAAUGCACCUUAUUUCCCCCCCCCCUCAACGCCCCCCUCCCCCUAAAAAUUGCAUAACCUUUGUUUUUCGUUUCUCACGGGUAUUUCUGCCGUCCCAAGAGAAACUGAAAACAAUGCUUCUGCAAAAUAUUGGGGGGCAAAUAAGGUACGAAUUCAUUAUGGCAAAUGUGCAAGUGGCGUAUGCAUAUACGUUAACAAAGUUAAUAAGUUAGCGAAUCCCUUGAGCAUUUUUUCAUUAUGUGUUCUGUUCGGACUUUAUCAGUUAGAUGUAAUGAACUGGACAUAAUCUUAAGGGAAAUUUCAAACAGCGAUUAUGCCUUUUGGACUUUAGCAAAGAAAAGAAGAUUACAUGUUCAUAAUCACACGCAAGCAACAUAUUUAUGAAUGUCGUUAAAAUGCACCUAUCCUUUCUCUAAGAUCUUUAAAUAAAGUCAUUUAUGUUCACGGGUUAACAUAGUAGCCGACCAUGAAUGUUAAUGGAAAAAGUUUCAGUUAUUCUGCUGUAUUUGAAAUACACCGUUGUAUUAUUAAUAUUAUUAUUUUGUAAUCAUAGUAGUACCUUUUUUCAUCGUAUUAGCAUUGAAUGUAGGUAGUGUCAUUUGCUUUGAAAUAGUGAACUUGUAGUAGGUUCUUUAUGUUAUAGAUGUGAUAGCGUACAUGCAUUAUGUAAGUAUUACAAUGUAUGUAAUCAAUAAAAUAUCUAUUUUUUUUAAACCGUUAUAUUUCUAUGCAACUGGUCCAUGAUCCACCCACACAGUCAACUCUCACUUUAGACGUCACCGUUGCAACUAGCAUCAGAGACUUACCGAUGAUCCGAACGAGAACCUCAAAAAAAAAAAACACUAGAACGCUCUAAAAGCGUUUAAGUCUCGCUUGUUUGAGAUAGAUAAGAAGUGGGGAGGCGAUUUAUUCUACACGAAACAGUAUUUCCUUGCCAAUUUUUUUCACUUCCUUCUUUAUCGACGGUUGAGUAUUCUUUGGAGUGGGGGGCGGGGGGGGAGGGGCGGUCUCCAGUCAGUUAAGGGUAGCUGUGUCUUGAGAAGGUUUUAAGAAAAAAUUUUCAUGGUUGUAUAACUUAUAGAUAAACUGCUCAGUUUUGACUCAGCUACCAUAUCUUUUUAUAACGACAGUGUAAAAUUAUUUUAAUAUUCGAUUCUAUGUUUUAUAGAAGGUCACAACUUUGUCAGUUUUAUUAUAACUGUCACGUGUUUACCCUCUAUAAAUAAAGGCGUUACCUUACCUUACCUAGCGCUAAGCCGGGAUUAAAUUUUAAUCUGGGUUUCUUAUUUUUCUGUUCAAAAGUAUUUUCUGGGAUAAUUUUCUCUUUUAUUUAAGGAGCAUCAAAUCACUACAUUGCAGGCAAAAAGAAUUAAUCUGAAUUUACUUUUUAAGCUUUCGUAUUUGAAUUUAAACUUCGCACUAACCAUGGGUUAUCUUAACCCUGCUUUGAACAUGUUGAACAACCCGGCUAAAAUAAGGGUUCGCCUACCUUUCAUAAAGUAUUGUGGGUAGUAAUGAUCGCGAUAAGGACUGGAAGAACGUAAUUUCACUUUUUAAGCAACGUUUUCUGCUAUCCCGUCAUCGGAUCCUAAAAAAAGUCCUUGCUAACUGUCCGUCUUAUAGCUGUGUAUACCUUGCAGAGUGUCUGCGAGAACACAACUGAAAAAUGGCAAAGGCCAACUCAACCCUAAAGGUUCGCUAAUAGAGAGUUGCUUGUAUGCCUUGCUCAAGGGUAGGUCUUUAAAACUGUUUAAAUAUUUUACCUACAGGUUUUUGUUAACAAUCCCAGGCAUCAUCCCUACGUUCUUUUGCGCGUGUGGCAGUCUCUGGAAUCAACCGUGGAAUUGAUUGCUAUCAAGACAGGAAUGACCAAGGACGAUCCCAUAGACCCUUCCAAGUUUUAGGUCAAGACAAAAUUCAACCUCGCCCCCCAGAGUUUUUUACUCGUUAACUGCGUCAUGCUACGUCAUUAAUGGUGCAGUUGACGAAAAACUCCGUUCCCGGGGUCCUUUUUUUCGUCUUCUGUGUCACGACUCAAGAGUGACGUAAGACGACGGAAGAGAGGCCCUGGGAACAAGGCUGGCUCACGAAAGAAAUACGUUGGGAACGAGGUUGGACAAAAUUAUCAUUGAGUAGUGAUGUAAGCAUUUUGCCACAAUGGUUAAAUUAAACGUAAGAAACC
Molecule: messenger RNA, 11015 nt
Organism: Porites lobata
Lineage: Eukaryota; Metazoa; Cnidaria; Anthozoa; Scleractinia; Poritidae
Source: the annotation of a GenBank genome assembly